AGCAAGUGCAGAGUAGCUGCUGUCUCCGCCCCUCGCCCAUGUGACAGCUGAACCAGUGGGUGGUUGUCAGUCGUGAAAGACUUCAACAACUCCUGCAGUGGUGGCGGAACACUAGUCUGAAGACAUGCGGGUGGCAGUGAUUGGAGCUGGAGUCAGCGGCCUGUCAACAGCUCAGAGCAUCUAUGAGCAGUAUCACUCAAUUGUCAGUCAACUGACCAUUGAGGUGUAUGCAGACCGCUUCACUCCACUGACCACUAGUGAUGGAGCUGCUGGCCUCUGGCAACCAUAUCUCUACGAUAAGGGCAACAUCCAGGAGACAAAAUGGAAUAAAGAGACAUUUGACUACUUGCUGAGCUGCCUCAGUUCACCAGAGUCCAUAAAAAUGGGUGUAUUCCUUCAGUCUGGCUACAAUCUCUGCACUGAACCAGUCCCAGAUCCCUCAUUUAACGAUAUUGUCCUAGGCUUCAGAAAGCUCACAGAGCGAGAACUGCAGAUGUUCCCUGGAUACAAUUAUGGGUGGUUCAACACUUCUCUUAUGGUGGAAGGUAAAACAUAUUUACCUUGGCUGAUGGACUGGUUGCAAAGAAGGGGUGUAAAAUUUUAUCACAGGAAAAUAGAGUCCUUCAAGGAGCUGGCAGAAACUGGGGCAGACGUGGUAAUAAACUGCACUGGGAUAAGAUCAGGAGAGCUCCAGCCAGACCCUGAGCUCAAACCAGGCCGGGGUCAGAUAGUGAAGGUGGAUGCUCCAUGGCUGAAGCAUUGGAUUCUUACCCACAAUUUUACAACAGGAGUCUACAAUUCACCAUACAUCAUUCCAGGGAGUCGUCUCGUGACAGUCGGUGGGAUUUUCCAGUUAGGAAACUGGAGUGAACAGAACAACUCCACCGACCAUAAGAAAAUCUGGGAAGAUGCUUGCCAACUUGAGCCAAGUCUCAAACAUGCCCGGAUAGUAGAGGACUGGGCCGGCCUCAGGCCUGUUCGCAGCAAAGUCCGACUGGAGAGGGAGGCCAUACAGUGUGGCGCAGCUACAAUAGAGGUGAUACACAACUAUGGCCAUGGAGGUUUCGGACUCACCAUUCACAGAGGCUGCGCCCAGGAGGCAGCGAGGCUCUUCGGUCAGGUUGUGGAGCAAAAAGGCAAAUGUCCAAAAGCUCACUUGUAAAUUUGUGUCUGGCAGUAAUGAUUAGUGCACUCCUUUUUCAAAUUUCAAUGUCAGUGCCUUGUAUCCCAUACUGCACAAACUGUUGUUGACUAUGAUUAACAUUUAAAGAGAAGAGAUAUUCAUUAUCAUACACAGUAUGUUUGAGGUAAUGUAUAUGUAUCGUGAAAGAGGAGACACUCAUGUCGUUGUUCUCGUCCACUAAGAGAUGGCUCAUUCAUGUGUAACAAAAUCAUACUUAAAUCCGUAUGAGGUUUGGGUAAUUUUAAGUGUUGACAAUGUUCUCAGUAAAUGUAGAUUAUAACUAAUAAAAUCACUCAUCACACUGUUUAGUAAUAAAUAACAACAUGAAUCCACUGCUCUUUUUGAAAGAUUAUUUACUAUAGUAUCAUACACAUUUACAUCCAGUGCAUUGACAAGAAUCUGUGCACACAGACACUUAAUGCAGCACUAUAUCUUAAACACUGGCAGGUAAGAGUCAGCUUGCUGGACCUGUACUAGUUAAUCUCUUUUUCGUUUUUUUUUUUGUUUUUUUUUAACAAAACUUUGCUCAGUGUGUUACUCGUAGAAUCAGACUGGGCAAAGUCCGUCUCCACAUCACCUUUGUUACAAACAAAAGCAAAGACAACAACUAAACCAGGUUUUGAUACAUUUACAGAAAGACAGAAUGUAACAUCCUGCUAAAUGGUUGUGUUUGCAUGUGUAGGUCCAUGUGUGCAAGAGAUGCAGCAUGGUUUAUACAUCGUAACACCAUAUACUCAUGUUAAUGUCAUUUUUUUAAAAUCAUGGGAUUUUUACUAACUAGGUUGAGUCAGCUUUGGGUGAUGAAAAUACUCAGAUUUUAAUUUCCUAAUACUUCAAUACGUUAACUUACAUAAUGUGGUCUUCAAAUGCAGUCUAGGAUCUGUGGACCAGCUGUGAUAUAAUUAGGAAAUAUUGUCAACUGUAUGAUGUCACUGAUUAUGCUCAUUAUGCUCUGAUGAAGGCUUCGGCAGAUUUGUCAGCUUGUUGUAAAUAAAAUGAUCACAUAAUGAUCAAGA
Siniperca chuatsi (mandarin fish) is the source of this 2199-nucleotide messenger RNA. Its product is annotated as D-amino-acid oxidase-like. The record is from RefSeq and is a predicted model, not a curated record. The transcript has 11 exons. Gene Ontology annotation, molecular function: D-amino-acid oxidase activity; FAD binding. The coding region runs from base 125 to 1162 and encodes 345 amino acids. Lineage: Eukaryota; Metazoa; Chordata; Actinopteri; Centrarchiformes; Sinipercidae.